AAUUUAAUCUGUGGUUACACGACUGACGUGAAUCGAAAAAUACCAAUUUUUCGUGAUCGCCCUGAUUUGAUUUCAUUUAGAUGUAAUUUAUUGUGCAGUAAUCGUGAUACGUGAAACUUAACGUGUUGUGUAAAAACAAUUGUUAAAUCUAAGUGAUGAUGUGAUUUUAUUAAAGUAUAUUGAUAAAAAAUGGAGACUACAACAAAUCAGAAGGUGUCCUGUAUAGUCAACUAUUCAUAUGAUGCAUCCGAAACAGACGAGUUGACAAUAAGACCGGGUGAAAUUCUAAGAGAUGUGGAGAGGCUGCCGGGCGGGUGGUGGAAAGGGGAGCUGCGGGGUCGCCGUGGCAUGUUCCCGGAUAACUUUGUGUCUGUUGUAACAGAACAAAAUAAUGCACGGCCGGGUCAAGGAGUGCAAGGUCGGUGUCGAGCUGUCUUCAGCUACCAGCCGGCCAACCCUGACGAGCUACCGCUGUGUGUUGGCGACGUCCUUGAAGUACUCGGGGAGGUAGAGGAGGGGUGGUGGCAGGGGAGGCGUUCGGGGCGGGUGGGCGUGUUCCCAUCCAACUUCGUGGUCAUGCUGGAGCCGGCGCCCGCGCAGCCCGCGCCCUGCGAGCCGGCGCCCGCCUUGCCGCCUAAACCAGUGAAGGAGCAAUGCCGCGUGCUGUUCCCGUACACUGCGGUGAACGAUGACGAGCUGACGCUGGAGGAGGGCGAGAUCGUGAACAUCGUGUCGAAGGACGCGCCCGACCGCGGCUGGUGGAAGGGCGAGCUUCACGGCCGCGUCGGCUUGUUCCCAGACAACUUCGUGCAGUUGUUGCCGGCAGUAGCUCAAGAGAUCGAAGAGAAGAAGCCCGAGCGACCACCGGGGAAAAACGCAAACGCCAACGCCUUGUAUCCCAUACUAAACAAAUACACCGAGAAAACUGCCUCUAUCAAGGAACUGACCACGUCUAAAGUAAGCAUGCACAAAGAAAACACAUUAAGCAAAGAGACGAGCACACAGAGUACAAUAACGCACACAAACAAAAGCGAAUCGGAAAAAUUAAUACACAACGAGACAGUGGCAGAUGGAACACUUGAUGGACAAGUGAAAAAGCCUCCAGUUCCAUUGAAAAAAAGUCCCACACCGACGUCGAGUGUCGGCGGUUUGUUUAGCGGGCUCAAAAAAUCAAUAAUGUCCUCGUCGGAAAAGACAGAAAAGUCUUCAACGACGGUAUCGAGCGGCAGCAGCAGCAGCGGCGAGUGGGACCGCACCGACGGCAGUGCGGCCAGCAAGCCCAGUCCCGUCACCAAUACCGCCAACGCCAACACCAACGCCAACGUCAUAGCCAACAACACCACCAACACAUUUGACCACGUCGAGAGGAAUUCGAUACUCAAUGAUCCGAGAGCUGGCAGAGUGAAGGCUCCUCGACGGCGGCCGCCUAGUCAAGUGUUGCGCGACGACACGCCACAACAAAUAGGACUGACCAACGGACAUGAAGUGCCAACGGAAAAGCCAGUAUCAGACAAAGCCGAGGAAGUGCGGCCGCGCACUCGCGAGUGGGAGAAGCACAAGGCGCCGUGGAUGGAGGAGCUGAAGCUGAACCAGGCGAAGAAGACCAGCUUCGGCUCGGAAGGGAAGUCACGAUCAGUGUCCACUUCGUCCGAAGCGAGCGGCGUGGCUAGCAAAGCCGGUGGAGGCAGUACUGACAGGAUUUUGGAUUGUGGUCUGGAGGAAAAACGUUCGAGUCAUUCAAUGGAGAUGUCUAAGAGCACUUCGUCGAUCAGCAAUCGAAUAUCUGUAUUAGAAACCCUGGAGACAAGUUUAGAGGAGAUCGACCAGGGCGCUGAAGCCUUGGCGGUAGACAUGCAAACUGAAAAGGAUGAAGCCCCAUCGAAGAAGCGACGCCAAAAAAUCCUGUCACCACACGCGUUCCAGGAACUGCUGCGAAAGAAGCGCGCUCUGCGCAGAUUCUGGAUGCGCACCCGCUGUCCGACGGCCAAGCGUGAGCUGAACCGUCUUGGAGAGAAGUUAAAAAAUCGACAGACAGGAGAUCCGAAAAAUCCCUCCGAACGGCCUCCAGACCUGCCCACGAGCAAGCCGCCCCAACUACAGUCUCCCACCGCUGCCGGUCGAACUCUCACCGCCAUGUUAGAAGACAUCAAGAAGCCGCCGGCGCCCUCUCCACCGACCGCGUUCACGCGAACGACGAACGAAACCACCGACAAAUCGCCCAACAGAUCCGACAAACUGACGCCUAUCGACAAACAGGAGAUCAGCUCGAUAAGCAAAAUGUCGAGUAUCGUCGAGAAAUCCAGUAGCAGUAGUGUUGAGAAGUUGGAAGAGAAGACGAUCAGUUCGGGAACGUUGGAGAGGCGGCUACACCCGCUUAAAUCUGAUAAACCAACAGAGUUAUCUGAGAGAGGCCCUGAGGCUUUGAUCGCUCAGCUCAAUAACAGAAUAUUAAACUUAGAGAAGCUAUUAGAAGUACAAAACGCAAAAUUCAACGCUGCCAUUGAAGACCUGACCGACAAACUGAAACUGGAGUCGGACAAGCGUCACGCACUACAGCUGGAGAUUGAGAAGUUGGCUCACUGUGUAACGCAGGUGUAACCUCGGAGUUAUAAGUAAGUGUUGUAGUGUAUGCAGUGACGUGCACAAGGUUUUUAACUAGGGUAGGCUCCUCCAAUACAGGUUUAUAAUGAAUCCUAACGGUAUGCUCUGCGUUUAUGCAUCUAUGAAGUGCACGCCACUGAAUGUAUGCGAUAGGGCACAUAAUACGUAGUACGGUUUGUUAUACAAAGGUCAUUGAACCUAUCUGGCACAAUGAAUCCGCCGCCAUUUUAAUCGGCUCGGUUCAAUGAAAUUGGUUUGUUUGGUUAACACGGUAACUUAAAGUGACAGGAAAUGGAAAAAUUAAUGUUUAGAGUUUUAAAUUAUUGUUGUUGUACUCAUAUGUUGAUCUUUACCUCUAAAUAUCGGCACGUAACACUUCAGGUACUUUUUAUUACUUGACAGUUUUGUUUAUCUAUUCAAGUCCUCUACCCAUACAAACCACGUUCAUGCACCGAGAUUUCGAAAAAAUAUCAAAUUGGCGCCGUUUAUGCCACCUUCCAAAAAAAAGUUCGAACGCUCUUUAUGAACUGAUUCUGUACGUACAAGCUAAGUCCGUUUUUAGAUGAAAUAUGAAAUUAUGGUGGCGACCUAGAUAAGGGUGCAUUUUUACUUUUUACCCUAAUGCCGUGUGACUUUCUUUUAUGUCCACGCUGGCGUGGGGAUUUAAACGGUACUAAGUUCAACAAGUUUUACAUUCAUAAGAUACGUUUUAUUAAAUUAAAAGUUAUGAUUUUUACGCUGAAAGAAAUGUUUUUUUGUUUUAAAACAAAAAAAAUUGAGAUAUAUUUGUUUUUAGUUUCUCGGAAAGCCACGAACUUUUCCCCUAAUAUUAAAUAUGAAAUCUUUUAAAGUUUACCAAACCUUGAAUAAGUAAGCAAGAAAAACAGCUAAAAUAUGAUUGUUCUUAAUUUUACUAAAUAUGUCUCUUGGAUGUUUAUCCAACAUUUCUUGUUCCAAAAGACAUUUUAUCAUUUAAAUGGUGGUAGGACACCAAGAUGAAUUAAUUAUUAAAUUAAUAAUCAAUUUGUAAAUUUUUAUCCAUACAUUUUUAUAUGGUUAGAUCAUUGGUACCAGUAUGGACCUUUAACUUUUAGGCCGAAUUCUUAAAAUUCAAUUUUAUAUUAAAUUAUUAAUAUAUAGCAUGUUUCAAAAUAACUGUGGAGGAAAUACUACAUUAUUUGAUUUACAUUAUUCAAUAAUAAAAUUAAAUAUUGCUUCAUUUAAUUGAUGGCAACGAAUUGUUAGUUUUGGGCAGAUUUAACAUAUUUUUGUUAUUAUUUUGUAUCGCUUGUGAUAUAAUAAAUUCCUUAGCAAUUCUGCGCGUACUUAAGGCACAUAGAUUAUAGGAAGGUAAAGGCCUUAAUUAUAGUAUAAUUUGAUAUUUAAUAUUAUCACGUAAGAUGUUGUUGAGAAUGUUGUAAUUUUUUUAAAUAUAGCUCUUUGUUUUAUCGUCUUAAGUGCUAUAGUGUAGUCUGAAUUUUUAUAUGUAAGGUUCUAUAAUUCUAUAUGUUAUGAGUAUGACAUUAUAAUACUAUUCAGUAUAUUCGUUCAAGCAUUUGAUAAUGAAUGAUAAACGUGGUCAUACAUUGUCAUAUUGAUGAGUGAUUCCUUAAGUUAAAUAAUAUGCUGGGAUAUUGCAACUUGUGUUGAUGUAUUAUGGCCUAAGCCACUAACCUAAUUUUAUGAAGGGUGAAAAUUCAACAGUCUAUAUGCUUUUAAUAUUUUCCACGGCAUAUUAUGUAAGAAGUCAUGUCCCCAGUCGCCAAUGACUUACCUUUUUUUUAUAUAUUCUUUACAAGUUAGCCCAUGACUACAAUCUCACCUGAUAGUAAGUGAUGCUGCAACCUAAGAGUGAAGCGGGCUGACUUGAGGAGGAUGAAAAUCUACACCCUUUCGGUUUCUACAGUACAUCAAAAAUGAAUCUAUAUAUCCCUUGGUCACGCCAUCACGCGUGAACCGAAUUUGCUAUUUUUUUUAUGUGUUUGUUAUUGUCAGGAGAAGGUUUCUAAAGACAGAAAAAAAUUAAAAAAUUGCGCGGAAAAUUAGAAAAAGAGUAGGGGUACUUGAAAGUUUACAUCGAGUUUCAUGUCUGGCUACCUCAGGCUUUUGUUCUAUUAUUUUCCGUAUAUCUAUCCUGCUGUUCCAUUUAGCUAUAUACUGUAAUCAUAUUUUUUAUUACAUUGCUACAAAAUAUUUAAGAAUUAAAAACUUUAUUUACUUAAUUUCGAUGAAUUUGCCAAAUAAUUUUUAAUUGUGUCAUGAAUGUAAUAAAAUAUGAAAAACACUACGGCCAAGUAUGGUAAUAUUUUUAUUUUGUUUUUAUGGGAUACUGUAUGAGUUAUUUUUUUAAGCGAUUUCAGCGUGAAUCGUACUAUCAAAUGCAGUAUUGAUAGUAAUUUUGUGAGUUGAUUGUACAUAAAAGUUCAAACGGUAAAUUCUGAAUACAAAAUUCGUGCCAUUUAUAUUUGUUUGUACAUUGAGAAUAUUAAUUAUUAUACUAAGUCAGCGCUAAAGUAGACAUGUAGAAUAAAGGCAUUUCGUUCUAAUGUGAUUUGCACAUUCCAUGCUUUUAUACUGUACAUAUCACGGUUAUGAAUGGGCUCAUUAUUUUUUAUGUAUUUAAAACAAGUAACUGUGUGACUAUUUAUAACGUAUUUCAACCGUAUUCUGGUAAAAUUUCGACCGCAUUAAGUGUUGUAAACUCACGCAUAAAGAGAAUGACCCAAACAACGUGACUUUCUCACCCUUUUUCGAGUUAUAUAUUUGAAUUUUAGCGAAACGCCGUAUUAAUGAAGACAACAGUCAUCCUUUACCUUGUCCCACUUUAAGUGGGGUCGGCAAAAUUAUGUAUAUCUCCACCAUUCGUCUCUAUUAGUCGUCAAGUCAUCAUCGAGGUUGUUGAAAAAAGAAAAAGAACGAGAAAGAGGGUAGAUCGAUUGUGCCCCUAACAACUGAUGUCAACUUCGCAUCUCGCAACUUCAGUCCCGUCGUGACCACGAUCCAUGCAACUGGGUCGAAAUAUCGACUUUGAAAACCUCGCCGUUUUAUCGUGGUAUGUACCCGUUUAAAUAAUAUCCAUAAUGAACAACCACGAAAUAAGUUUAAAAUCAUAAGUCAUCAUCCCUUUACAUACGUGCCCUCAUUUACACACUCCAACGAUCUCUUCUUUGGCAUUCCUUUCCACCAAUUGCAAUUUCAACAUUCUUCUGUGACUGAAAGACAACCAUAAAUGAAAGCAAAUCAAUUUUUCGAAGUUUCUGUUUACAAAAAAAAAAAUUAAAACCAUAUUUAUGAAUUGCUAUGUGAAAACUUGAGAAGGGUCUUGACAUUACUACGGGCGUUUACCAAGAAAGUGAGUUAAAAAGCGUCAUGAAAAAUAAGUAAGCGUAGAUUCCCUAAGCCAUAAUAAUCGGUCCUUUUGAUAUGUUUAGUAUGUUUACUUAAAUACGUAUGAAUUACAUAAAUUUUACAUCGGGAGCCAUGUUCUACUAGUGUUAAUAUAUAUUUUGUAUUUGUACAAAUUUUAAUAUAUGUCCGUAACAGUGUACCUUUUUGUAAAACAUAUCUUUCUUUCGUUUGUUGUAUGUACAAUAUUGACGAGUAAUUAUUUACAUUCAGAUUGUAAUGAAAUAUUUAUAAGUAAUGCAAUAUUUAUAUGUUAGCGUAUGUACCGCUAUGGAGGAAUAUAUAUUUGUGGAAAUCCGCAGACCAGUCAAAUUUUCUUUUGGAAAAUCCAUAAUAUAAAAUAAUCCAUAAUGUGAAAGUUAUUCUUAUCCCACCUAAACCGCUAAACAAAAUUUUGUACAUUUUAGUAUAGAGAUAGAUAUUAGGAGGAAUAAAAUAUUUUUGUUGCGAAAAUGUUCAAGAUAUGGAUUUAUAAGUUCACCCUUUUGAAUAAUGAAAAUUGGAAAAUAAAUUGGCUAGUUUACCAGAAAGAUCGCGGCGGUACCGCUCUUGUAGAAUGUAACUUUUAUUAAUAUCGGUUAAGAGCAUUAAAACUAUAUGCAAGAUUUGUAGGUUGUGUUGUACCAUCCAAUAUUUACACGUUUUGUUGAAUUACUUGGAACUACUAUGAAAUAUUAAUUUAUAUCGAAGAUAAUUGUGGGGCUAUUUGCCUUCAUUUCAUUUCUAAAUUUGUUUUGUACAGUUGCCAUUAAUUUCCUAUUACCAAUCUUUCAUUAAGAAACAGUUAGUGGUAUCGAUCGAUUAAUUAAACAAAUCAGUGUUUGAAUGCUAUCUCGCGUGUUCUGUAUUGAAGUCUAUGAUUAUGAUUGUAGUUAAAUUAUUAUACCUAUUAGAGUAGUAUGCAAUAAUUAAAAAUAUUAUUUAAUAUAAAUUACUUUACUGGUUUUAAUGUUUUUUAUGUAUUAUACAGUUUCGUAAGAUCAAUAGUAUUGCGACAAAAUCCUAGAGCUCCACAAAUAUUUUCGCUUUGUUUGUCAAUCACAACAUGAAUUGAUUUGUACAAUAAUUGUACAUUAUAGUAUAGAGUCUUGCGUUAUACAAAUAUUCCACUAAGUUUUAAAACAUUGUAAAUAUCGGAUUGUAACAGAUUUAUUUUUUGUUACAUAUUUAUAGUGUAUUCAAAAAUUACGUAGCAAUUUACAUCAGUUUAAAAUAUUAAUGAAUGCUUGAUGGUUGUAGCUUAUGUGAUAAAUAAUGCCUAACGCAUAGAAAUCUUUAAUUUGGAAAACAUAUAAAUGGCUUUAAAUAGUGCACAAAUAUGUCACAUAAUGAAAGUUUAUAGAAUUUUUAUUAUGCAAAAUUAACGCUUAUGUAAUAUAGAAAUUAAAUAUUCACACAUAAUGUAGGUAGUACAAAACAAUAAUUUUAGUAUUCGAUAUUCUUAAACUGAAAAAUAACACACAUCAAGGCAAUAUAUCUAACUUCCAUUGAUGAAUAAUAUUUUUAUUAUACAUACUAUUAGUUUCAAGUUAUGAACUUCUUUGUAUUUCUAAUAAAUCGUACAAACGACAACGUUGUGCCAUAUCAUAACUUAAGUUAGAAAUCAAAUCGUGAAAGUUCAAUGUAAUGGGAAUUAUAAUAUCUAAACUUGGCACAAUUUAACAGUAGAAUUUCGUCAAUUUAUAUUUCAUCUUAGUAGAUAUGAGAAGUUUAUUACGUAAACUUGUGGCUUUUAUAUCUUAUUCGUUAUUUUUAAUUCAGUGUUAUAUUGAUUAAAACGAUUGUUUAAUUUAGAUUUAUUCUAGAUUAUAACAAAAAUAAUUAGAAUUUACAUUCGGUGUCUAUUUUGUGUAUAUUCGCAUUUGAAAUUAAAUUUAUUUUAUCGUGCACAGCAGGAACUUGGUGCGAAUGCUAAUGCAUUUUAGAAUAGGUACUGUCACUUGACAUCAGAUAAAAACGCAGCCAAGCCAAGAAACGUAUUCAUAAAAAAAUACAAAUUUAAGUAUACCAAACCAACGAUGUACGUGAAAAUCUGGUCCUCGCAGUUAUUUGAUAUACUGAAAAUAGAUACCUCGCCGUUUCCCGCCUUUGUACACAUACAUAUAUUAGAUGGUCAUUUUCUUUUUCUAAGCUUGUUAUCUAGUGAUUACUGGAGAAACAGUUGAAUAUUAUAUACUUAUCUAUAGAAAUAGUUGGUCUAUAAUUUAAUGCACUUUCAAACUACGGGUUCAUCAAAACCUUUAUAAAAUUAAUUUUAUAACAAGCUGCCAUUAUAAAAAUAUAGCUAUCGUAUUUAUCAUUAAAAUAUUAGCAGAUUUGUGCAUUUUACUAUAAUGCCCAUAUCUUGAUUACGCUGUAAAUCACUGGAAUAAAACCAGUCUUAAACUGAUUAUUAGAUAUUAUUUAAUAAAUGACAAUAAUUUUGACAUUAUAACGGUUCAAUCUUUUGACUAUUGAGCCGUUAUAAUGUUGGAAAUGGGCCCAGCAUGAAAAUGGUCGGUUUCCUUUCUUUUUUCCUCUGACGUCAUAUCCCGCACGCUUGUGCGGGCCGCGCGGACAAAUACUCGGUUAAGAACGUUGCCUGUAGCAAUGUAUGUGCGAUGUAUUAUGUCAAAAAACAUGCUUACAAACAUCGAAUCAAUCUUGUUUCUUCGGAAACAGAUGUCGUUGCGACAUGGUUCAUGUUCCGAUUUAAAGAGUUAUAAAAAGGUUAAAUAUCCUUUUACUUAGAAUUAUUGUGUAAAAUGUGAUUUACAAAUGAGUUCAUAACCCUUAUUAUUCUGCAUAUAAACGUAAUAAUGAAAUGCCGUUAACAAUCGUUUCCUAAGUUAUUCCUAAAAGCUUUGUAAUCGGCUACAAAAUGUUUGUUAGGGACGUUGUAUAUAGACAAAUGUUUCUUUCUUUAUGAAUGUAAUAACUAUUUUAUAGUAAUUAAUAUUAAUUGUCAUUACAGUAGAUAUGAUGGACGGUACAUAGCAACAUUACAACAGAGGCUUUAAGGUCGCAGCUCAUUACAGCCACCCGACCCGAUCUGCAUUACCUCGCCCGGUGACAGCUUACGAGCGAUCUGCGGCCUUAUUAUGUAUGUCAGUGUACCAUUAAAACAAAAUGAGUCACUAGAUCGAUUUAUGUCGUAUUUUCGUUUUUGAGAUCAUCUAACAUAGGUAAUCCUACGAAAUGCCAUUUUACAUCAAGUGGCAAUGAUGUUUUGUUUUAACAUUCAACAAAAUUACGUAUACACUUUAUAAUAACGUUAAAACUUGCUAAUGUAACUUCCACAACUGUACUAAUGUAACUUUACGUAAAAUAACCUGUUAAAUACUCGCAAAAACUAAAAUACGAUGAGAAACGACGUAGUGACUGAUAAAUGGUACUCCAAGAUACUCUUCUGGUGAUGUUAGAAAGAACACAACCUAACAAGGCGAGGCGGUGCAAAUAGUGCUGGGUGGCCCUAAUGAUAUACAUCCCUUUCGUGACGUACAUCUACUGCAUUAUUACCUAAUUUAAAUUAUUAUUAUUCCAGAAUUCAUUUUAGUCCGCGUACCUGAAAUCUUUACAACGACCUUCUUGUUCCAAAUAUAUUUCCGAAUGUAUGAAAUAUGAAUGUAUUAAACAUUAAAUUAAGUAUGUUUGUAAACUUAUUAUGUAAAUUAUUUUAAGCUGGCGCGUAGAUAUUUACACAGUGCAGUGUAUGAAUACGCACAAGACACAAUAAGCACUAAAUUUCAAAUUUUGCCCUUUUUCAUAAACACCACACAAACAAUAUGUGUAUGUGUGCACGCGCAAGUGUAACUUAAUUUGCUAUACUAACUUAGUUGGAUAUAUAUAAUAAUGUUUUAUCAUAUAAUUAAUGAUUGGCAGUUCCGGCCAAAAUUUUUACAACCAUUUUCAAUGUCAAUAAGUUGUUUUAUAACAUUAUGAUUAAUCUAAAAGACAUACCUACAUUUAUUUUUAUGUAAAUUAAUAUUUGCCUGGCACCUCAAUACGUUCACACCCAUGCCUGUGUAGCUUUGAGCUUAUGAUACGUGACGUCAUAUUGAAAAUGACACCUGGCAUUCAUUCAUAGACACACAAUAUUGAAGUGCCAGGUAAAAAAAGUUUACAUAAAUAUUUAUACUUACUAUCUAUUUUUACAUAUUUAUGUCAACUAAUUGAAAUGAAAAUAUUAAUUAUGAUGAGUUCUGACUGAUGUAAGAUUCAAUGGUUUGGGCAUACACACUCUAAAGUAAAGCAUUGGCUGGAAAAAUGUUUAAAUUUAUUAAAGUUGUUAAGGUAUUUAUAUUUAUUUAACUACAAAAAGGCCAAUAACUGCAUUUAUUAACUCCGAUGUACAUACCUAUAAAUAUUAUGUAGGGAUUUUAAAUGUACAUACAAAGCUUGGCGGGGAAGUAGCUACAUUUGUAACGUGUUGCGGGCUUUAUGAGAUAAACCGCAUUUUAACAUUGUAUGAUAUAGGACAAUUUAGUACUUAAUUUAUUUUCUAUAUACAAUACUGUCCCGUCUCCAUGCAUUCCUAAAGGAUCCUUUUCAAGGAUUAGUAUAUUCUUAUUAUGAAGAAAAAUAAAUAAAUUUAUGACUG
Bicyclus anynana (squinting bush brown) is the source of this 10585-nucleotide messenger RNA. RefSeq names its product SH3 domain-containing kinase-binding protein 1 (gene cindr). Gene Ontology annotation, biological process: regulation of actin filament polymerization. The transcript is spliced from 16 exons. Gene Ontology annotation, molecular function: protein binding. The coding region runs from base 190 to 2598 and encodes 802 amino acids. NCBI's taxonomy places the organism in Eukaryota, Metazoa, Arthropoda, Insecta, Lepidoptera, Nymphalidae. The record is from RefSeq and is a predicted model, not a curated record.